AUGGGGGAUGUGGAUGCAGAAGGGGAGCAACUACCUAAAAGUGGUCCUGAAAAUAUGUCUGAAAAAGAAAUUAAAUCUACAACACCAUCAGAUGCGAACGUAACAGUUAAGGAACUCAAAGUGGAAGCCAGUGCUGACAAAAUCAUGGAAGGCCACGCAGUCGAGUCUCCUGAACUGGAAUACACGAAUUCGUACAUAUUUUCGGUCAACGGAGCACCAUCGAGGAGGAUCAGGCGUGCCGUGGUGACGGAAAGCAAAGAAGGCUCGAUUAAUAGUGAGAGCGUGGUGCAGAGGCCGCAGAGUAGCUACAGAAACCCUCUGACGGGAACUGGAGUCAACUCCACCGAUGAGAUUAGCUACAGGCCUAAGGGAAGGAUAAGUGCUAGACAAGCUAAAUCUCCUGAAAAUUCGCCAGUUGCAUCAAAUUCAGAACUAAAACGACCUAGCAGCAGUUUUAGAAACCCAUUGACUGGCACAGGUUUGAAUUCUAUUGACGAAAUAAAUCCUAGACCUAGUAACAUGAAAGAUGGUAAUCCACUUUUGGGAGUAGGAUACGAUUCAAAACGCGUUAUUACAGAUCCAGUUCCUAGCGAUAAAAUACAUCCAGCUGGAUAUGUUCGCAAAGGAGUUGCCCAGACACCGAACAAUCACAGAGUGCCACCUGGUGGAUACUCUACUAAGCUUUGGUAGGUAA
Brassicogethes aeneus is the source of this 694-nucleotide messenger RNA. The record is from the annotation of a GenBank genome assembly. Lineage: Eukaryota; Metazoa; Arthropoda; Insecta; Coleoptera; Nitidulidae.